ACAUGCUAUUAUUAACGUGAGGCAAUCUGGCACUGCCCCCCUGUUUUUCUCCUUUCCAUUCUCUUUUCCAACCCUCUCUCCACUUCUCUCUGCAAACAAAAUAAUUCCCAAAAAAAGAAAAUCAGACGGACAAUCAGAACAAAACAUGCUUUUCUUUCAAAAUUUCAACCAUUUGACCUUGUCAACACACCGUGUUCUCAACAUCAAUACCAAAUGAACAACAACAUCGAUCAUUACCACGACAAUCAUAAUUACGAUAAUUUAACUCAACAUGGAAACCAAACGAACGAUGACGAUGAACUGGGAUGGGCUAGGAUCCCACGAUGACGAAGACGACGACUUCUUCGAUAGCAACAACCGCAUUUCCGCCGUGGUACCCUUGGAUAUGUUAGCUGGACCCUCUGACGACUCCUCUGAUGAUGAAGAGUUCGAGGACCCACGCAUGUCCUUUGCGUCUGUCAUCUCAUCUUCCUCGUCCGAGGGCGGGUCCCAACCUAUGAAUGUGUUGGGACCCACCCCACCGUUGCCACCGCCAUCUAAUGAGGAGUACGACAUAUGGACAGCAGCUCCUACAUCGAUACAAGAACGUCGACGUAGGCUGUUGCAGGGGAUGGGGCUUAAUAGCAGCAAGGAACUUGUUAGACUUAGGACAAUGACAAUGUCAAAGAAGUUCACUGCUGCUGGUGGAACCCCGCCUUUGCCACCUGCACCUGCACCUUCACCUGUAGGAGCCAAAGGAACAGAAGAAAAAGAAGAAAAAGUUGUAUCACCUAAGAUAAAUAACGAGGAUCACACCAAUGAUCAGAUUGAGGAUCAUUCCACGGCUUCUCCCUCACCUGAUGCUUCUUUUAUUCUGGUCAGAUCACGAUCUGAUGGCGACAUUGAUCCGUUCUCGAUUGAGACCAAACGGAGAAAGGAGCAUCUAAUCGGAGACAUUUCGAAACAGAGGCUAACCAGAACGUUAUCAACUUUUGUGCCUUUUAACACUUUUUGUAAUCCUUCCGACAUAACCCCCAAUGAUAGCAAUCAUAGCGAGGAUGCUAGUAAACACAACAGAAAGAGCAGCGCCAAAAUAGGAAAGAAAGCAAGGUCGAAACAGCCGAAGAGUAGCAUGGUCGCUAAUGGUGGAGAACAAUUAGGGGCUUUCUUCCUGAUAAAGAAUUUAGAUACAGGAAAAGAGUUUGUUGUCAAGGAAUUCGCGGAAGAUGGAAUGUGGAACCGCCUGAGUGAUCUUCAAACAGGGAAGCAAAUGACAAUGGAGGAGUUUGAGAAAUCGGUAGGGUAUUCCCCUGUGGUGAAGGAGCUUAUGAGAAGAGAGAACAGGAGACGGCAUAGCAGCGUUGACAGUAGUGGUGCCGCCCUUGAAAGGAAAACUAGCGUUAACGCAUACUUGUCUAAGAGUUUCCGGUAUAGCAAGAGGAGGGGAGUUUCAUUCCUAAAGAAUAUUAACAAAGUGGCAAACUCGGUCACUGGUUUAGGUGGGGCUACAGCGGAGAAAGAGCAACAUCCACUGCCUUCCAACCCUGUUCCUGUUCCUGUUCCCGUUCCCAUUCCAGCAGACCCACAAAAAGGUGGGAAAAAUAGUGCUAAUCAGAACAAUGAAUGGGUGAGGGUGAGGACACAGGGUAAGACAUAUAAGGAAUUGACUGCAUUGAGACUCUGCCAGGAGAUUCAGGCACAUCAAGGAUCAAUCUGGACCAUAAAAUUCAAUUUUGAUGGACGUUAUUUGGCAACUGCAGGAGAAGAUAAGGUGAUUCAUGUGUGGGAAGUUCAACAAUGUGAGAUUGCAUCCUUAAGGCCGCUUGAGGAAUCUGCUAAUUCCACCCCCGUUCAUCCAAUAUUUUGUCCAUCUCCUGACCGAGACAAGCCUCCUCUCCCCCCAGACUUGUCUACAUUGGAGAAGAAAAAGAAAGGGAGAUCAGGUAGUCGUAGAGGGUGUAGCAUGCCCGAAUAUGUUCAGUUGCCUGAGACUGUUUUUGCUCUCUCAAACGAACCUGUUUGUUCGUUUGAAGGUCACUUGGAUGAUGUGCUAGAUCUUUCCUGGUCUAGAUCUCAGCUGUAUUUGCUUUCAUCUUCUAUGGACAAAACUGUCAGGCUGUGGGACUUGGAGACAAAGGCCUGUUUGAAGUUGUUUGCUCAUAAUGAUUAUGUCACUUGUAUACAGUUCAAUCCUGUGAAUGAUGAAUAUUUCAUCAGCGGCUCACUUGAUGCCAAAGUCCGAAUAUGGAGCGUACCAGGUAGACGGGUGGUUGAUUGGACAGAUCUUCAUGAAAUGGUCACUGCUGCUUCCUAUACUCCUGAUGGCCAGGGUGCUGCAGUAGGCUCUCAUAAAGGAAAUUGUCGCAUGUACAGCAUAACCGAUGGGAAAUUAAAUCAAACAAUUCAAUUUGAUAUCCAGAGCAAGAAAAAAGGAACUCCAAAAAAGAUAACUGGUUUUGAGUUUAACUCGGAAAACCCAAAUGAAGUUCUUGUAACUUCUGCGGAUUCAAGGAUACGAAUAUAUGAUGGCUCAGAUGUCAUACAAAAGUUCAGAGGAUUUAGAAAUACUAGCAGUCAAAUUGCUGCUUCUUUUAGCCCAGAUGGAAAAUAUGUCAUAUGUGGUAGUGAAGAUUCAAAUGUUUAUGUAUGGAAGCGGGAAGAGCACCGAAAUGGUAAAACCAAGACCAUAACUGACACGAGUUCCUACGAGCAUUUCCAGUGUAAGGAUGUAUCCGUGGCAAUUCCAUGGCCCGGUAGUGUAAAGUUUGAUCCUCCCACCAUACAAUUGCACUCCAAAAAGAACACAAAAAAAGCACUUGCCUCUGCCACGAGUUCACCCAAGAAAGAAGACUCAAAUAAGAACAACAAGAGCCAACUCCCUCCGUUGCCAAAUCACAAGAAAAACAACAAUGCGGGAGAAAAGACUGUCAACCACGAUAGCAAUAUGAGCAACAGCAACAAUCAAGAGAAUGCAAGCAGCAGCAGCAACAAUAAAGAUGAUUAUGACAAUAACAAAAACAACCACCGCAGCAACAAUAAUAACAAUAGUGAGAACAUUGUAGAUGGUGAAAAGGCUCCUGAUAGCCCAGAAGCAGAUCCUGCACAAAUCAGUCGUACAGAUUCAGGGAUAGAUGAUUCCUUCAACUCCUCUAGUGGACGAUCAAUUAGAUACGGCGACUCACCUUCAAUAUCUUCCAACCAUUCUGCGUCGCCUUCAUGGGCUUCGGGUUGGUCGUGGUUUGAUGGGGGUGCCAGUCAUGGAAGCGAUACCAUGCAAGCUCGAGCAUGGGGAUUGGUCAUUGUUACGGCAGGGCUUGGAGGAGAGAUAAGGGCUUAUCAAAAUUUGGGUGUACCGGUUAAGGUUGGGCGUCAGUCUAAUCUGUUUAUGACAUGAAGUGAUUUUUUUGUCUAAGCAUUUUUAUUUGAUUGUUGAGUACAUCAUUUUGGGUCGAAACAGAUGAUCCCAAAAUUAAUCUUUGUUUGUUGGAUUUAGGGAAGAGGUACGGUUAAGAAUGUAGAUAUCCAUAGAAAGCAUAUACUGUUUUCAGAUCGUGUCAAUCAUCAGUAAGGCAUGGAUAAUCUCUGUAAAGUAGUAAGGUUGUAGGACUGACUAUAGUUUUGUUAGAGAUGGACUAAUUUCUUUAUCUUUUUUCUUGAUUAUAAUGAAAUGAAACUAAAUUUUUCAGCA
Messenger RNA from Beta vulgaris subsp. vulgaris (sugar beet), 3667 nucleotides. RefSeq lists its product as uncharacterized. Bases 272 to 3373 code for a protein of 1033 amino acids. The transcript is spliced from 7 exons. Gene Ontology annotation, molecular function: protein binding. Lineage: Eukaryota; Viridiplantae; Streptophyta; Magnoliopsida; Caryophyllales; Amaranthaceae. The record is from RefSeq and is a predicted model, not a curated record.